Messenger RNA from Alosa sapidissima (American shad), 972 nucleotides. Its product is annotated as odorant receptor 131-2-like. Gene Ontology annotation, cellular component: membrane. Gene Ontology annotation, biological process: G protein-coupled receptor signaling pathway. The record is from RefSeq and is a predicted model, not a curated record. The transcript has a single exon. NCBI's taxonomy places the organism in Eukaryota, Metazoa, Chordata, Actinopteri, Clupeiformes, Clupeidae. Bases 1 to 972 code for a protein of 323 amino acids. Gene Ontology annotation, molecular function: G protein-coupled receptor activity.
AUGGUUGAAAACCUUUCUCUGAUCUGCUGUAACAUCACCAGCAAACCAACCAAUCUAUUCUCCAGGCCUUUGAAUGAGAAGAUUCUGCUUGUGCAGGUACUGGUUGGGAUUUUCCUCUAUGUCAACUCUCUCAUGAUCUUCACCUUCCUGAAGAAGGAGGCCUUCAGAACAGACACGCGUUACGUGCUCUUUGCCCAGACGCUCUUCAUGGACUCCUUCCUCAUGGUGCUGACCGACCUGGCAGUGAUUCAGAGCUACUACCAGUACACGAUACCGUGCGUUCCCUGCGUCAUCCUCUGUAUGGUCAUGAUCUGGCUCCAGUUUGGCACCCCUGUGACGCUGGUUGCCAUGUGUCUGGAGCGCUACGUGGCCAUCUGCAUGCCCCUACGGCACGCCAACAUCUCCAGCGAGCGGACGCAGCUGGUAGGUCUCGUCGUCAUCUGGUGGCUGAGCGCAGUCCCGCCAUUCCUCGUCCUCUUCCUGUUCCUGGAGUGGGCUCCACCGAGCGUCCUCUCUUCCAGCAUGAUCUGUGAAGUGGAGCUGCUGCUGCCAAAGAAGUGGCAGGCGAACUCGAGGUCGGUCGUGGCGACAUUGUACUUUCUCUGGAUGUCAGCGGUCAUAGUAAUUACAUACUUCAGAAUAGUCAAAGUCGCAAAAAAAGCUGCUUCUGGGAACAGUAAAUCUACCACUAAGGGUCGCAAAACUGUGAUCCUUCAUGCAGUGCAGUUGCUGUUGUGUUUAAUUCAGUUCUGUUGUCCUUUUGUUGAGACUGCUAUUCUCAGGAUUGAUUUGAAACUGUUCGUCAAUGUGCGAUAUUUCAAUUUCAUUAGUUUUAUCUUGGCCCCGCGUUGCCUAAGCCCACUGAUAUAUGGAUUGAGAGAUGAGAAAUUUGUAUUGGUCCUUAAGUACUAUGCAGUUUUUGGAUUAAGUAAAAAACCCACUGUGCAUUCAGUUAAGUUUGAAAGGCAGUAA